AUGUCAAAGUUAAAGUCGAAAGAGGCUCGCCUCAGGGAGAUCCAGUGGCACUCAGCAGAAGACGCCGAGUCGCUCGGUGGCCUCCACUCCAACACCAUCCUCUUCUACUUCUCCUACUCGCCCUUCUUCGAACGCACCUCCAACAAUGCCGUCAUCUUCUCCCAGGCCCAGGCCAACCAGACCAUGUUCCACCUCAUCCAGACCCGCGAGGCGUUCGAAGGCCACCUGAAGACCAUGAAGGGUCUGCAGUUCGUCGUGGCGGAGGAGCCUGCCGAGUCGGCGCCCGGUACCGGGACGGGCGUGUGGGUGAUCAGGAAGCAGACCAGGCAGGUCAAGUUCCAGGAGGAGGAGAUCAUAGUCCACGCAUACUACUUCAUCGUCGGGCUGAACAUCUACAUGGCGCCGACGAUGGCGGAUCUCCUGGCUACAAAGAUUAUGAUGAUCUCCUCCGCCAUCUCGCAAGCCCUCACCACAGCAGAGAGCAUUAAGAAGUGGCAGGCCUCUACGGGCCAUGUAUACCAACUCCCCGGCACUGCUACGGCACCCAAGGCCACCAAGACAGUCGAAGCCAAAGCAGAGACACCUUUGCCUGAUGCGACGGGCAAACCCGCGCCUGCGACUGCCUCCAAGAAUGACGAGACGUCGCUGGAAAAGCUCAUUGAGGAAUCCUACUGGAUUCAUAUGAAGUACGGAGGGGACUAUAUUGACGAGAACCCAAUCACGGGAAGACCAGGGGAAUUCCACCUGUCGUCCACUGGCCGAAAGCCAGUCCCUCCUCCAAAGGCGGUGGAGCAGACCGGGAUUGGCGCCAUCAGCGGGCCAAAGCUGAACACCAAGAUAGUCGACAAGAAGGACGGGAAAGAAAAGUCUCCAAAGUCGGCAACGAUGCCUAAGCUCAAGAGGAAGAAGAGCAGGGGCCCCAAGGGUACUCCCUCAGCGGCGGCAACCCCCGUUGCCACCACACCCGCCGCAUCGUUUUAA
Molecule: messenger RNA, 981 nt
Organism: Clonostachys rhizophaga
Lineage: Eukaryota; Fungi; Ascomycota; Sordariomycetes; Hypocreales; Bionectriaceae
Source: the annotation of a GenBank genome assembly